AUGGAGCCAGCGAAUGAGGAGACUGGUCUGGUGCCUCCGCCAUUCUCCCCUCAAGGUUCCCCGGUGGCUGCGUCGGUUUUAGAUGGGGUCGAUGUCAGCAAUGGGUCAGUUCUGCCCCGAGCGCAGAACAAAGCCUCUGAAGAUCGCCCAGUGUCUGGCAUAGUCCCGCCAUAUUGGACUCACCAUCGAAAUGCAUCCCGUGCAUCCCACGCCUCUCUCGAUCGAUGUCCAGCCAUUACGCUAGAGGACCAUACGGAGGAUCCUAACUCUGAGACUAGCCGCGGGCUAUGGGCCCGAAGCGUGUCGGUCAAUGACUACGUAGUUGUCCAAGGAAAAUCCGGCAUCGGAUCGUAUGUGGUGUGGAAUUGCGCGAUACAGACGCUGGAGGGUGGCCCGAUCAUGAUUCGCAUGAGGUACUCCGAAUUUGACGACUUAAGGAACCAGCUUGUAUUGUCAUUUCCACAUGCCAAAAGUGCUUUACCAGGUCUUCCCCCAAAGAGCGUUCUCUUUAAAUUUCGCCCGUCGUUCCUGGAAUCAAGACGAGUCGGCCUCGAGUACUUUUUGAAGUGA
This is a messenger RNA of Aspergillus tanneri, 570 nucleotides long. RefSeq lists its product as uncharacterized. Gene Ontology annotation, molecular function: phosphatidylinositol-3-phosphate binding. Lineage: Eukaryota; Fungi; Ascomycota; Eurotiomycetes; Eurotiales; Aspergillaceae. The transcript has 4 exons. The record is from RefSeq and is a predicted model, not a curated record. Bases 1 to 570 code for a protein of 189 amino acids.